Messenger RNA from Opisthorchis viverrini, 1560 nucleotides. RefSeq lists its product as hypothetical. The transcript has 3 exons. The record is from RefSeq and is a predicted model, not a curated record. Gene Ontology annotation, biological process: regulation of transcription by RNA polymerase II; animal organ development. The coding region runs from base 1 to 1560 and encodes 519 amino acids. Gene Ontology annotation, molecular function: DNA-binding transcription factor activity, RNA polymerase II-specific; RNA polymerase II cis-regulatory region sequence-specific DNA binding. Gene Ontology annotation, cellular component: nucleus. NCBI's taxonomy places the organism in Eukaryota, Metazoa, Platyhelminthes, Trematoda, Opisthorchiida, Opisthorchiidae.
AUGGACAUACAACGCAUGGCAAAGCCCUCAUUCGCCAAAACCGACAAGCUAGCCCCAUCGUUCCGGAUUAACGAUAUCCUUGCCUCGACUGCAUCACCCAACCAGACUGACAAUGAGCUCCCAACUCUUCCACAGAUUCAAACCAACUUGUCCACAGUGCCUCCGAUAGACCCACAACUGUGGGCUCAACUCCCAAGUUAUCUGACCAACAGUCCCAGUCUAGUAUCAACAUUUUUACUAGGGUUGUCCAACAUUCUACUGGACACAAACGAAGAACCCAUAAACAAGCGAUUCGAUAACCUUGUGUUGGGACAAAUGAAAAAUGGAGACAUUCUGCAUAGAUUAAUUAACCUAAGCACAUCCAAUCCCCCCAACUUGCCAGCAGAAGCGAACUACAGGAGAACCGCCCCACCUAAACACCACUCCGACUCGACCAGCAGUGAAUCCCACUGUCCCAGCAAAGCAAAAGAAUGGGGUCGGUACACGCAACACUACUUGAAACUCCAAGAUACUCAGUCUUUACCAGUUUCUACCUACGACUCCAAAGCUGUUGAACUUUCCCCGGACGGGAUUCCCCUUCUUAGCAAAGGAAUCACAGAGUACGGCCGAAUUUCAGCUUUUUCCAAUGUUAUCCACCACUCUGGCCGGUCAAGUGACUAUGAUAACAUCAAUUUGACAACCACCUCCUCCAAGCCAUCGAGCCCCUAUUCAACAGAAAGUGAGCAACAGUGGAUUGCUUUCGGACCCUUGGAGAAACCUGACGAUUGUCAAGUUGAUGACGACUCAGAUGGGGGCUUACCGGGGCAACAGCAGCAGCAACAACAGACCGCAAACUCCGCCCUAGAUGCUCUUAUUCACAUGACAACGUCCUCAAUGCAACAACUACACAGGAGGUCCACUGUCCCAGCUGACGUGACUACCCAUCUGGGCAUCUCUUGCAUCAACCGUGGAACCCGGAUUGCAAAGCGACGAAAAACAAGGACAACCUUCUCGAAUUCACAACUGACCGAACUAGAGCAUAACUUCAAUCGACAGAAAUAUCUGACACCCACGGAUCGUGAUCGCAUUGCGAAAACCCUUGGUCUUUCAAACACGCAGGUAAUCACGUGGUUUCAAAAUCGCCGUGCCAAAUUGAAACGUGAAGCAGAAGAGCUUGAGCGUGACGUGUUGGCUGCAAGGCAACAAGAACAGCAGAAAAUAUUUGAAAAAGUAUCACAAUGCAACAACAACAGUACCGCGGAUAACUGGAAAGUUUUGAAAGAUCUAGAACGUGGUGUGUGGCCUGCCAACUUGGGUCUGUCUUAUGCCAUGGGAGCUGACAGUGCAACCACUCUGAACCAAUUGAGUCGACAUUUUGAGCUCAAUACAAAGACAGCUAAUCUCAGUAGAGCAGAACACUUACACUCUAGACCCAAUGGCCACGACCGACACAGGGAGGUGUCUUUAUCUCUGUCAGAUGCUAUAGAUUCUAAGUCAACUGACGCGAGGGUACCAGGAGAGGUGCGAUCCAAAAAACUGUUAUGGAGCCCGGCCGAAGAGAUUGAAGAUGAAUUUGGCUAA